CACCUGCCUUCACUGUGCCCAGAGCUAGGUAUGCCCUGGCUAUGGCCCGCUUUGACCGACAGCCAACGUGCUUGGCUUUUCCCAAAUGCCUAAUCAAUGAUUAAAGUAUAUGUUUAUAUGCCACCGUGGCAAUGCUAGCGAGGACUGCCCAAGAGGCAUCAGCUGGCGUUGAGGCCAGCGAGCGACAGCUGUUCGUAAGCCCUGGCGCAGGCGUCGCCCUCACGCUGCUCUCGCCGAACCGCAAGCCGAUGGCGGACUGGCGCGCAACCCUGGACGCAGCUACAGCUGCCCGCCAGAAUCGUGACCGCCUCCUGGCUCCACAGCCCCUGCGGGAAAAGGCGCUCAACAUCAGGGGGGCCCCUGUCCAGCAUCAGGGCAAGCCAGAUCCGCACUCCAAAACGCUUACGGUGCCUGCUGACAGCGCUCCGGCCUCAGAGGCUGCGAGAAUGGUGCGUGCUAGAUCGUCGUUGGGGCAUAAUGGUGACGGGGCUCAGCGCGAGACCGUUGAGCCGACCGCGAGCAAUGCGCCAACACAGCUGCAUGCACCGCCCAUCGUCGACUCAAUUCAGAGCAUGGCCCAGAUGACCAUAGAGCAGCAGCAACAGCCGCAGGAAGAGGUACCUUCAGCUGCGCCAAUCCCAGCAACCCAUGCGCCUGCUAUCGCGACUCAGGUGACGGCUGCCCAGACAGCAGCGUCACCUGCCAAGCGCAUCGCUGCCUCACCGGUUUUGACUGCAGCCCUGCCUCCGGCACAAAUGCCACCGCCGUUUGCGGCUUUCGGCAUAGUGUUUGUUGGCUCACCUAGGCUGUACGCUACUCAACAGCUGCAGCAGCCGGUGGCUGCACAGACACAGGCCUCCGCACCUGCUGCUGGUGCUGAUGCGGGCGUUGUGCAAGAGCCGCUGCCUAGCAUCACGCCUCAGGGACUGGGGCUGCCUGCAGGCCGCGCCCACCGGCGUGCUGCUCAGCACAUUUCCCACACAGACGCGGGCACCGGGACGGGCGACAUCAACAGCAGCAGCAUCAGCAGCGGUAGCGAGGAUGAACAUAAAGCGCCUUGGCGGACUGCAGCACCGCUAGCUGCGGGGGCCGCAAGCCUGGAGCCGGCAGCUCCCGGAUGCAGCACUGGCCCGGACGCGCCACGGCUCAGCCGCCGACGCAGCCGCUCAUACUCCGUCGUGUACGUGGAGGGUGUGGCACCGCCGGCGGCGCCGCUGCCGGCCGCCGCCUGCAGCCAUUCGGGCGCGUCCUGGAGGACGGCUGCCGGCGUGGCGGUGGGAAGUGGCAGCCCCAGCACGGCAGGGGCCGGAGCUGCGUCUGGCGAGGGCUUUGCAGGAGUUGAGGAUGUAGAUUCAGUUGGGUCCCGCGACGUUGAGGAACCCCUGACUGCAGAGCCUCUGGGUCCAGGCGGUGGGGCUUGGCCCGCGGAGCCGGGCAGAGCUGGCAGGCCCGGAAGCAGCGACAGCAGCAGCGCAAGGAGUCGCAGUGCCAGCAGCCGAGGCAGCAGCAAGGCGGCCGCAGUUGGCCAUGACCACGAGGAUGAACAGUCCGCGCCAGGGCCGGGCGGCGCCUCUCCCGCUACAACUGCUGCCUCGUGCUACACGCAAGGCAGCACAAUAGCCGCCCCCGUCCCCUCCAAGGCGGCGCCACCCGCAUCUGCUCUGGUGCUGGACCAGCGCACCGAGGCUGCUGCAGCCGCUGGGUUGGAGGAGGAUGCCGGGAGCUCCCGCAGCAGCGCUGUCGCAGCCACCAAGCCCCUUGCGACGGCUUCAAGGGCGGCGUGGGGUGCCGGGUCGGCACCAGCCACGGAGGCGCGCCCCGCUCAUGCCAGCGGCGCAAGCAGCCGCACGUUCCCAGGGCGCAUGUCGUCUGCGCCGUCCUCAGCGCGCCCUCGCCAGCCCCGCCAACGGCUUCAUGCCGAGCUUGUGGACGCGGCGUCGUCGCCUUGCUCAGGCAGCGCAGCCGCCUCGGCCCCAAGCGGCGUUGAGAAGCCGGCGCCGCCGGUGGCGUCAAAGCCGACCCCGCCGCCUGUGCUCCUGUCGCCAACGGCAUCAGUGGUGCCGCCUGCAGAGCAGGAGACGCCACGAGUGCACUGGUCGCCGUGCCGUGGUGAGGAGCUACUUGGGCGGGGUGAGGAAAGCGCCAGCGGCGUCGAAAGCGGCCAUGACCACAGUGAUGGCCAACCGCCUCGCCAGCGCCGCAGCCACAGACAGAGCCGGAGUUACAGCCGGGGCCACCGCCGGAGCCACAGCCGGAGCCACAGCCGGAGCCACAGCCGGAGCCACAGCCGGAGCCACAGCCGGAGCCAUGGCCGGAGCCAUGGCCGGAGCCACAGCCGGAGCCACAGCCGGAGCCAUGGCCGGAGCCACAGCCGAAGCCACAGCCGGAGCCACAGCCGGAUCCGGAUCCAGAGCAACCGCAAGCGCCCGCACAGCCACCGCCCCAGCGCGAGUCAGAGUGACAUUGAUCCGCUCCAGCCGGCGCGGCAGCCAGCGGACCGGCGAACUGCUGCACCCCCCGCUCACAAAGUCCGCAGGGCAGAAGCUGCCUCACCAUGCAAAUUGUCUGGCUCCAUGCGUGGCCGACGUGGCAGCACUGAGACGCUGCAGGGCAGGGGGCACACAGGCGCGCACGGCAGCCGCAGCAGCCGCAGCCGGCAAGAUGAGCGGACGGACACGCAGCGCGAUGCCAUGCCCCACACAUCACCUCCUCGCCCCGUGGCAGCACCCGCGCAGCCUAGCCCGGUGAGCCGUCGCGCCGCCCCAGCAUCAGCAGCAGCCACCUCGGCCGCCGCCGGAGCCAGUGGAGGGCCCAGCCCACGGCAGCCCGUGUCACCCGUGGUGCGGGCGCUGUACCGCGCCUCGCUGCAGGGACAUGCGCGGUUCAGCCCGCUGCGCAGCCGGCUGUUGCAAAGCAGUAGCAGCAGUGGUAGCGAUGGCGAACGGGAUGACGACUACGGCGACGCCGGCGGCGGCCCCGGGGGCCCCGCAACCCGCGCGGCGUAUCGUCAUGGAUGCGGGGCACUGGGCGGGUCCCAGGCGGCGGCGUCUGGGGCCCUACGGCGCGGCGGCGUGUGCCUCGUGGAGGGUUGCAGCGACAGCAGUGACAACAGCGAUCCCUGGUACUGGUUGCUGAAAGCCAACCUGACGGACCGCGUGGGUGGCGUGGUGGGCGCGCGCGGCGGCGGCCUGCCCUCCACCUCCUCGUCCUCCGACGGCGCCAGCGGCGGCGCCGGGCCUGCGAUCGCCAAGCGCGGCGCCAGGCACCUAGAUGCCGCGGCCAGGGCUGCGGCUGGGGCCGGUGUCGCGGUGGGUGCGGGGCAGGCGCAGAGCGGUGGUGAGCUGCGAGGGCGCCGGGCAGCCACGCCGCCGCGCACCUACCAGGUCACCGCCACUGGACCGGCCUGGAUCGCGCCCCGUGAGUACUGGGACCCUGUCAGCUCACCCGCAGCAGUCUCGCCUCGGGUGCAGCCGCACGCCAAGGCAGCUAACCGGGAGGAGUCGGCGCAAUCAGCCGCGGCCACUGGGGUGGAGGGGCGCCGCCGGCAUGCCGGAAGCCCCUCACGGCAGCGGCGGACGCUGCGAUCGGCAGCGUCACGCGAGGAUACGCCGUCGCGCCGUCACCAGUCCGGGCGCCGCCGGUCAAGCCGCAGCCGGAGCCGUGACCGGCGCCGCGGCGACAGCAUUACCAGAACUCAAGCGCGCAAGAAGGAAGCGGCACAUACUGGCGCUCGCGGCUCCCACGACGACCGCAGCCCGCCCGCGUCGCACCCACGCUCUAAGGAGCACGGCAGGCACAGCAAGCCCACGGAGGCGCGUAGUGCGCAGCACGGACGCAAGCCACCUGGCCACACGCACUCCCACGAGGGCGACGGCCGCAGCCAAAGCGACCAGCAGGGGCAACGUGACGCUCGGCGAACACCUGGAGGUGUAGCUCUGGGUGCUUCAGAAGCCACCGCCCUUGAGAUGACUGACGCCGCCGUCUCCGCUGCGGGUGUGGCCGCGAUCCUGCCGCCUCCAGGUACUGGACCUGCUGCUGCGGCUGCGGAGCUAACCACCACCGCCGCUGCUGCAGCGCAAGUGGCCGACCUGGAAGCGGCCUCAAUCCCUGCGCUGCAAGCCAGCGCUCCGGCGGUUGACGUAUUUGCUGCAGUCUAUGAGGCGCCGGGGCAUGAGGGCCUUCUGCAGCAUGGGCACCCAGCGGAGGCCGCCGCCGCCACCGUGCAUGCGGAGCCCGCUGGUGCCGCGCCAACGGCGCCUGCGGGUGGCACCUCGACGGCCUGGAGCGCUGCGGCGCCUGCAGCACCUCAGCCGCUGGCGAAUGCGCACGUGCCGGCCUGGGCGCCCAACCCCAGGCUUAGUGCCGCAACACCUGCCACAGCUGCCGCCGUCACCGCGGCUGCGGACCCGCCAAAGGCAGGCUCAGAGGGCUCGCUGCUGGUGCCUGCUCAGGGCCAGCAGCCUGUGGUGACGGCCCAACAGCAACCUUACUCGGGCGAGGCCUUGCCCCCAGGCGCUGCAGGAUUGCACGAAGGCCUUGCGCAUAGCGCAGCUACAGGCGCUAUGGCCGGCCAGGAUGGCGUGGCAGCCACUUCCGUGCCGGCACCUACACAGUCGUCGAUCCAGGUCAUCAUCACCGGCCCUACCACCUUUGUGACGACGGCCGACGGCAGCAGCGGUGCCGGCGUGGCUGCUGCCGCCGCGGCCUCGGCGGCAACUGCGCUGUUGCACAUUAGCAGACCUGCUGGCGGGGCAGUGGACCUGCGGCGCCUGCAGGCAGCCCUGCAAAACGGCGUGCCCUCCGCGUCACGGGGCGCAGCUGCUGCCGGCACCGGACCAGGCGUGGGCAAUGCCUCACUCUCCACGUCGGGGGGACCUGUUGUAUCGGCGCCUCGGCAUGCCUCGGCGUCCAUGCCGCCGCCGGUAUCAGCCUCAACGGCUGCUGGCGUGGAGCGGUCGGGUUCACAGGUGGGUCGGACCAGCUACCAAGGCAGCGCCGCCAGCUCUGUGUACGGCGAUUUACAAGGUGUCGGGUCGAACACUGGCAGCGUUGACGGUGGGUGGCGCCGCAGCUAUGGCAGCGAGGGCAGCGACGGCGGCGGCGGCGGCGGCAGCGGCAGUCAGGGCCGUGCGGCUCCGCCGCUUGGUGGUGUUGCUGGUGGGGGAGCCCCUUUCACCACCAGCACCCACCCGCAGGCGCAGCACUCGAAGCCACCAGCGCCGCCGCUGCGGCAAGCGCCCAGUGCAACUGCUGAUGCUCCUCCCGGCCCUGGCCGGCACGGCCAAGCGCACGCGUACGGCUAUUCAGGACAGAGGCAGCGAGGCAAUGAAGGUAGCGGUGCCGGCGGCGGUGCAGCGGCUGGCGAAAGCCGAGGGUCGCAGCAGUACGGGUCACGGGCACGGGGUGAUGUUGCGCACGAGGUGCCGGGCCGCUUCGAGCGCGAUACGCCCGCCGCGCGCCAACCCCACGCCUAUGGGCAGCAAGUGCAGCAUCGCUCGCUGCACCUGCGCCAGCUGCAGGAAGAGCACACGUGGGCUCCUAGCUCACGUGGACCCAUGGAUCGUGGCGGGGGCACGGGCGCGCCACCGACGGUGGCAGCCGCAAGGAGCAGCGGUGGGGGCGCGGGAGGCGGGGCAGGCUGGGGACCGCCUCACUUCAUUGGCGCUGUUGAUGGCCGCGGCAGUGUCAUCAGCGUCAUCCCCCUGCAGGCCGCGGCGGCCGCGGCGGGCAACGGGGUUUCUGGAGCCGUGGAGGUCACAGUUCGGCUGGUGCCGCCGCCGCAUCAGCAGCAACAGCAGUACCAACAGCAGCAGCAACAGCAGUACCACCAGCAGCAGCAACAGCAGUACCAGAAUGCCGCGCAAUCGGAAGGAGUGUACGGUGGGCACCUGCUGCCGCAGGGCGCGGGGCAGUGGCACGGCGAGGCUGUUGAUGGAGGGGCGGCGGAGCACUGGGCACGUGCUGCAGCGGAACCCCGCCGCGGCGCAGCGUCAUUCUCACGCGAGCCCUUCCGCUUGGGCGCAGUGGGCGAGCCAUGGGGUAACGCGGUGCUUGAGGAGCAGCAGUUGCGGGCGGCGGCGCAGGCGCAAGUAGUGUCCGGCGCCACCAUGGACUUCACGGGCAAAAGCGGCAUGGCGCCAGCAGCUGCAGCACAGCCUGCGGCCCCACUCGAGGAGACACUGGUCUGGCGCGCUGGCCACCGGGAGUCUGGCACUGCCGCAUGGGGCGCACCGCCAACCACGGCGCCGUCGCCCAUACCAGCAACAGGACCGCACACGCUGCGGCAGCCGCCCCCGCCGCCGCCGCCGGUAAGCAGCAGUGGGGGCGGCACCGCGCGGCUGCUGCAGCCUGCCUGGGCCCUCGAGGCUCUCGGCCGUGCUCCAGCAGUCGGUGCCGCGGGUUUUGCCCCUCAGCCUAGGGCCGACGGUGAUAGCGCAGAAAGCAGCGACACCCGUGCGGCGCUGGCCCGGAGCAGCCGUGGCGUGCCCACAGGGCAUGGUGCUCUGCACGCCAUGGCGCCCCAGAGGGGAGCUCCUGCGACAGUCGCAGCAGUUGCGGAGUCCUGGCCACACGGCGGUGGAGGCAGCGGUGGGAGCCGGGUGGACCUGAGCAAUGGCCGCGUGCUGGCUAUUCUGCAGGCCCAGCAGCGCACGCGGCAGGGCCAUAACCAGGAGCCCUGAGCACCGCUGCGGUGUCGGGCGGGAGCUGUUUGUUGUUGGGGCUAACGUACUAUAUGCCAUAUGGCUGCUGCUGCUGUGAGAUGAGGGCUGUGGAAUGGAGCCGGUCAGGGCUGGGCUCAGGCUCGGAUGGCACGGCACGCUGCACACGUGUAACGGCGCGCGACGUGCACGUCUGGGACUGGGACGCGCAGCCUCCGUCUGAUAAAUGACAUGUUGUAUGGAGGAUCUGCUAUGAGCCUGUUUUUUGACGACCGAGACUACUCGGCGCUGAAAGGCCGGACCGAGUUCCGUGCGGGGCAAAUUAGGACACCGAGCGUAGGCUGCCCUUGGCGCCCUACAAGUCGCUGCCAUGUAUUCUAGCUUAAUAUAAGAGCUCAACCAGGCGCUCACUCGCAAGAGACGCCCUCUAUGCGCAAGUUCGCGUUCCACUUAGGACGGCGAAGGGGACCUGGCUUCUCGCCGCGUGCGGACAUGUGAGGCUCGCCAAUGGCCUAUGAGACCGCUCAUAGUGCCCACAUUCAAGGAUCGGUAUAGUAUACUUAUAGGCCUCUUGACUGCAUGAAUACCAUCAGUCAAGCUGCAAAACCAGAAUUUAGCUGUCCGUGUAUU
Molecule: messenger RNA, 7289 nt
Organism: Chlamydomonas reinhardtii
Lineage: Eukaryota; Viridiplantae; Chlorophyta; Chlorophyceae; Chlamydomonadales; Chlamydomonadaceae
Exons: 5
Coding region: 132-6680 (2182 amino acids)
Cellular component (GO): nucleus
Molecular function (GO): RNA binding
Source: RefSeq, a predicted model, not a curated record